Molecule: messenger RNA, 2758 nt
Organism: Ceratitis capitata (Mediterranean fruit fly)
Lineage: Eukaryota; Metazoa; Arthropoda; Insecta; Diptera; Tephritidae
Product: synaptic vesicle glycoprotein 2B
Exons: 4
Coding region: 773-2653 (626 amino acids)
Biological process (GO): transmembrane transport
Cellular component (GO): membrane
Molecular function (GO): transmembrane transporter activity
Source: RefSeq, a predicted model, not a curated record
AAAUUUUAUACAAUUGAUUCGCGCACACUUGAUUUGUGUGCACGACGAAACGCGUUUUUUAGAAUAAGCUCUAGAAAUUUUUCUUAAUUAAAAAACAAAUAUUCAAAAAAUUCUACACAAAUUAUUUUUUCGUCUCGAAUGCGCGUGCGUAUGAUAAUAGCAGGUUUAGUGUUUUGUGUGUAAAGUGUUUGAAAACUUCAUGUUUUCGUUAAGCAAAUACCACAGUAGCAAUAAUAAUAACAACAACAAAGUGCAAUUAUAUUGUGAUUUUACAAAGACUACACGUAGAACUAAAAAAUACGAAAAUUCAUUGACAUAACGAAAGCUUCAAUUUGUCCCAUUCUGUUUGAAAUCAAACAAAGGUGUUGGUAAUAUAAAUAAAUAUAGUAAAACUAUAUUAUUUUGCUGAUUUAAAUAAAUAAAAGCGAAUAAAAAUAAGUAAAUUGAAGGAGCGGCAGACAAAAGCUAAAUAGUAAACGCCAUAAUCAUUUCAAUAAACAAGUGCAAAACGAAAGAUCGAUAAACAAAAAUUCUAAUUGAUAUUUUCGCCGCUACCUACACCAAAGUCAUCGACUAUUUUAUUUUACUUUUUAGUAAAUAAAUAGUUGUACUGCAGUAACGCAUAGACGGAAAGUUUGAAAACAAACACCGCCAACCAACACUCAACCAUAUUUUUUUUGGUGAUUCAUUUCACUUCUUCAAUUUUCCUUAUUUAAUUUUAUUCGUCUCGAUUCAAGCGAGAGAAAAGCCAACAAAAAACCGAACUCAUAGAAUGGUAGAAGGUGAUUCGAUUAAGAAUAAAAGUGAUUCCUAUAAUGUAGAGGCUGGCAUCCAACCAAACUACAAUAGCAGCAGAAACAACUCGAUCGACAAUCGUUCCAUUCUACAGCCCUAUUCAUUGGGCAGUGGCGGCAAAGAUCCCGAAUAUCAAUUUGCAGCAGUCAAUAAGGGUUACGAGACGGACAUAAGCAGCGCUGGCGGUGAUAAGCAUGACGUAGAAAAGGGUAAUGCGGCCGUCAUUGAGGUCACCAAUGGUGGUGUAGUUGCCAACAAUAUAAAUGGUGGCGGCAGCGGCGCUAAUGGUGGUGGCCACAAUGGCGGAGGUGCUGGCGGUGCCCCAAACGAUGGUCGACGUUCGACUGGCGUACGGGCCGGUUUUGAGCAGGCCAUCGAAUUAUGCGGUUAUGGUAAAUUCCAUUAUAUACUACUUGCCAUUUGCGGUCUGGUGAGUACCAGUGAGGAAAUGGACGUCAUUUCAAUGUCGUUCAUUCUACCAUCGGCUGAAUGUGAUUUGAAUUUGGAUACGACCACAAAGGGUUGGCUCAAUUCGAUUAUAUUCAUUGGUAUGAUGGUGGGUGCCUAUUUCUGGGGUAGUAUCGCUGAUGCGGUGGGUCGCAAGAAGGUGCUCAUCGUGAUAUCAUUUAUGAAUGGCUUUUGUAUUGUUGCAUCGUCAUUUUCGCAAACCUACACGUGGUUUAUGCUGUUUCGCUUUCUCAACGGUGCGGCCCUCGGCGGCAGCGGUCCGGUCAUUUGGUCGUACUUCGCCGAGUUCCAGCCGAAAUCGAAACGUGGCUCCAUGCUGAGUUUCAUGGCUGCCUUUUGGACUUUUGGUAAUCUCUUCGUUGCCGGCUUGGCGUGGUUGAUCAUACCCAGCAAGAUCGGCUUCCAUACGGAUUUAAUUACAUACAAUUCCUGGCGUAUUUUCUUGAUGGUGUGCGCACUGCCAUCAUUCAUUGUCGCCUUUCUGCUCUUCUACCUGCCCGAAUCGCCGAAAUUCCUGCUGACCAAAGGCAAACAGGAGCGUGCGAUGGCCAUCUUCCGUGGCAUCUUUGUGACGAACACCCGCCGACCGGCCGAGCAAUAUCCCGUUGCCGAGUUGGAUAUUGAUGAGAAGCUAUUGGCUGAGAUUAAAGAGAAUCAGGCUGGUGUUAAGGGCAAAUACAGUAAAAUGAUGUCGAGCAUGGCGGAACACAGUAAACAAUUGUUCACUUCGCCAAUUCUCAAAUUCACACUCGUCUCCAUAAUUAUCAAUUUCACCUUUCACAUCGGUUACUACGGACUGAUGAUGUGGUUCCCUGAGUUAUUCAAUCGUUUCGAGGAAUACGAAAAUAUUCAUCCCAACAAGCAGGCCGACGUCUGUGAGGUGACCAAGUUUGUUGUGAAUCACAUCAAAAAUAGCACUGACAGCUGCUCAGCUGAUAUACCGCAGAGCGUUUUCCAAGAAUCGCUAGUGUCCUUGGCCUCCGCACUGCCCGCCAAUUUGAUUGCCAUUUUGGGUAUGGACUUGUUGGGUCGCAAAUUCUUCCUUAUCUUCGGCACAAUGACGGCUGGCGUUUGCUCAGCUGCCAUGUAUUACGUCAUGAACUCGACACAGAAUUUGAUUGUGACAGCUGUGUUUAGCGGUGCCAUUUCAGCGGCUAAUGCGGCGCUCGACUGUCUCAUCACCGAGGUCUUCCCGACACAUUUGCGCGCUACCGGUGUGGCUAUAUCUAUGGUGGCGGCGCGUAUGGGUGGCAUCAUUGGUAAUAUUGUGAUUGCCACACUCUUGGAUCACUAUUGUCCAGCACCGACGUUCAUUGUGGCCGCGCUAUUGAUCGGCGGCGGUCUCAUGUGUUUGAUGUUGCCCAACACGACGCGCAAAGAAUUGAAUUAAGCGGAGAGAACGUGGAGGUGGUGAGGAAUGCGGAAACUUGUAGAAAAAGUGAAGAGUGGAAGAGUAGCAGAGUAGAGGGGAAGUGGUGGUGGUACGAGUUUAAUU